Molecule: messenger RNA, 2413 nt
Organism: Fundulus heteroclitus (mummichog)
Lineage: Eukaryota; Metazoa; Chordata; Actinopteri; Cyprinodontiformes; Fundulidae
Product: protein ANTAGONIST OF LIKE HETEROCHROMATIN PROTEIN 1-like
Exons: 3
Coding region: 1145-1822 (225 amino acids)
Source: RefSeq, a predicted model, not a curated record
ACAAGAUCUGAUCUGGAAUUUCAAAAUAAAAGCCUCUCAACAUGUCUACAUUUGGUCACUUUUAUCUAGGUUGCUGUCGAUAUUGCUUAGAAAAUCCCUGUUUCCAGUUACCAAUUUCACUUCAGAGUAAUAUUAGAAUGCUCCUGGUUGCUUUUCACCAAAGGUCACCAAGAGCUGAUGUAGAAUUUCAAAAUAAAAGCCUCCCAAAAUCUCUACAUUUGGUCAUUUGUUUAUAUGCUGCGUUCAAUAUUGCUAAGAAACUCCCUGUUUCCAGUUACGGUUUUCACUUCAGGGUGAUAGUAGAACAGCUGUAAUUGCUUCUUACCAAUGGUCUCACCAUCACUAGUCAUUUGUUUUGUUGUCAGCAAUAUUCAUCCCAGGCUAAGCUUUAGCACUAGCCCUGCUAGUUAGGAGAAAAAGAGCAGCAAGGAAGAAGAGGCUGUAGGUGCACAAAACCCUCAGCUCCAGGGUGUCAUGGUUUUUAGGUGUUUGGCCCACAUGCAGAACACAGUCGGGAGACAAAAAGCAGUAAAAGAUGUUUAUUGAAAACUCAGGGGUACACGGAGGUGGUAUGCUCAUAGAAUGAGCAACCGAAUGAUCGAGACGUCAGGAUCGGAACACUGUGGGAAGAAAGGAACAGAUUGAACGUGGGCAAAUGGGGAAUCUAGAUCUGUGGCGUGAUGCUUACCGCCAGGUACGAGUAACCUAUCCGGGGGGAGUGGAGUAGAAGAACGGAUUCAGUAAAGCUCCUUCUCUUGGUAGGACUAGGUGACCGAGUGACAGGUAAGCCAGCAGGAGGAACAAAGGCGGGGAGCCUGAGCAGCACCACAGCAGGAAGCAGGGAACAGAAGGCAGCCGAAGGAACCAGGGUGAAUCCAGGGAGGGGGAACUCUUGCCCGGCUUGGUAAGACCAAGGGGGCUCGAGGGGAAUGCCGGAACAGAAUCUGAGCGGCGAGGAUUUUUAAGCUCCAAGCCGUAGCUGCCAAAACGAGCUGCAGGUGCGCACCACGCCCACCUAUCAACUACGAUCACCUGUGAUAGGAAAAGAGAAGAGAGCAGGCAGCGCAGACAGCGCAGCCUACUGAAUACUGACACAGGGAGCCGCUGGGGGAUUUCAGGCGUGUCAGUCUACUUUCGGCUCAGUAUGGAGCAGUUUGAGAGUUUGCUGGGGAGAGUCGGACCAAGGAUCUCAAGGAUCCAUACAAAUUACCGGGAGCCAAUUUCUUCUAGGGAGCGUCUGGCAAUUUGUCUGAGAUACCUUGCAACUGGGGACUCCUACACCACCAUCGCUUCUAGCUACAGAAUGGGCAUCUCCACUGUGGCAGACAUUGUGCCAGAUGUGUCCAAGGCCAUUUGGGACAGCCUGGUGGAUGAAUUUCUGCCUGUACCAAAGGUUGCUGAUUGGCAUGAGAUUGCUCUGGGCUUCCAAGAGAGGUGGAACUUCCCCAACUGUGUGGGAGCAAUAGAUGGGAAACAUGUGGUAAUCCAGGCACCACAUAAUUCAGGUUCCCAGUAUUUCAACUACAAGGGAACAUACUCUGUUGUACUUCUGGCAGUUGUGGAUGCAAGGUAUCUUUUUAGGGUGGUGGAUGUUGGAGCUUUUGGCCGGAACAGUGAUGGAGGGACCCUUGCUGCUUCCACCUUUGGAGAAGCCCUGCGAGAAGAAAAGCUGCAUCUCCCAGAAGAUGCUCCCCUUCCAGGCGCCAAUCACCUGGGGCCCAUGCCUCAGGAGGAAUGUGCUGAGGCCAUAUCCUGGAAGAAACCUCUCCCAACCAAAGAGGAUCUUCAACUACCGCCUAUCAAGAGCGAGACGAGUAGUUGAGAAUGCCUUUGGGAUUCUUGCUGCGCAGUGGAGAAUCUACCACCGGGUGAUUGGAGUGAGCCCUGAAAAUGUGGAUGCUGUUGUGAAAGCUACAGUGGCCCUUCACAACUUCCAGAGGUGGAACUCCACAGCUGAAAAUCCUGUCCCACUGGAAGAACGUGACAUCCCUGCACUUCAACAAGCAAGGAGAGCGGGCGCCAACAACGCCACCCAAGAGGCUGUAGCUGUCCGGGAGGCAUUGAACAGUUACUUCUCCUCCGUCGCCGUUGGUGAAGUGCCCUGGCAAUACAGCGUAGCCUGACUUGCCCACCUCUCACCUGUCAACCCUCUGCUACUCUUCCUCUUCAUAAAACAAAGGCUCUUUUAAGAGCCACUCACUUAUUCUUUAAAGGGCUGAUUUCCAUAAAAAUAUUUAUUCCAGCAUUCUUUGUGUGUUUACACAUACCUGGCCAAUAAAACCGUGAUUCUAUCGUUCUGCUAGAUGUGUACUUUACAAAUAACCAUAAAUAGUCAAUUAAAUGUGAUAUGUACGUUUCCUGACUUAAAACUUUAACAGACAUAGUGCAGUGAUUGACUUUAUUUUAGUUUACA